CAACAAAUCUAACCAAAACUAGUUUAGGAUCUUAUUUAAAAAUAAAAUAUGGAACCAGAACGGAAUACAGACGGUAACAGGAAUAUCCCUCCAACCAGAUGUAUUAUAAAUGGCCGGUAUAACCGUAGUAUAACCGAAGUAUACCAUUUCCUGAGCAACUUGGCCAUUGAAUAUUGGAACUGGCUUCUCGGAAAACUGGACCAGCUGAAAAACUUCUGCUACCGACCCAUAUGCAACUUAAAGCUAACGCUAUCUGCAGAUCCUGAGAUUCUGGAUAGGAUUAGCCAAACAAGGGGAUGGAAAACCGCGGCCUUUCGAUGCUUAGAGUUCCACCCAACCACAUCUUUAAUGGCCUUAGUCACUAAUCAAGAUAUCAUUCUGAUCCAUGAUGGGAGGAGUACUUCACCCACCAGACUGCAGAACUUUCAGCAAAAGGACAUCACCUGUGCGGCCUUUCGUCCUUGGUCACCUGCCUGCGAUUUAGCCGUGGGAUGUGCCUCUGGUAUAUAUUUAUGGAGGGAAAGUGGAAGGUCCAAAUGCAAUAUUCGCCACAUGCUGGGCACUCAUCUCAUGAGGCACCUGCAGGACGAGGGGCACAACUACGUUACUUCUCUCCAGUGGAACGAAGAUGGCACCAUCCUGAUCAGCGCCGCUUUGAGCUCAUCACACAUAAUCCUCUGGGAACCGGACUGUCAGCAGAAGAUUCGCCUGAUCCCAGCUCCCAACAGCCUGAGCCCCAUUGCCCUACUGCGAUAUAGUCCCGAUUUCCAGGUGCUCUUCUGCGCCUCCUGCGAUGCCGGGGCCAGUCUGUGCCAGCUGAGUAGGUCAAAGUGGAAAGCGCAGCAGGUCCUCAUGCGGAAUCGCAUUCAAACGGCUGUCUGGACCACUUGCAGCUCAUAUCUGCUCUUUGUGCGGGAGGGCGGCACCCGUGUUUACUCGUGUACCAACGAUGGCGAAUCAGCGAUUUUCCUCCGCCCCAGACCCCAGUGGAGGGUCGAGUUGGUGGUGGACCUGCAGCAGGUCACCAGUUGCUCUGGGGAGCAGAGGUCCUGCGGUGAGCCCCACUCCUUCGCCAUGGAUCCCCUGGGCCUCUACAUGGCCGUAAUCUUCAAGCAGCGGUCCUUCGUCCUGCUCUGCCUUUUGACCAAUUUGCGACUGGGCUCACCGCGCCUCCUGCCCCUCGAAUUUAUUGACUGCGAUGCCGCUGGCGAGGAGUAUCCAACUUGCAUGGGAUUUGGUAUAUCCGAUCAGGAAACUCGAUGUCUGGUGAUUUGCUGGGAUAAGGGGCAUAUUCAGCGAUACCUACUCACUGCAAAGUGCUUGCAGGAGGCCCAGGUCAUUCAUAACAUAAAUCGGUAAGCUCAAUAUCAUAUCGCGAGUUUUAUGGGGUACAAACACUUUGAAAAUGUAUCUUUCUAUGGUGUUACUAAUAUGAAAUAAACAAAUAAAAUUAAAGAUAUUUUUUCAAAACUCAAA
Molecule: messenger RNA, 1476 nt
Organism: Drosophila biarmipes
Lineage: Eukaryota; Metazoa; Arthropoda; Insecta; Diptera; Drosophilidae
Product: aladin
Exons: 1
Coding region: 49-1359 (436 amino acids)
Biological process (GO): nucleocytoplasmic transport
Cellular component (GO): nuclear pore
Molecular function (GO): protein binding
Source: RefSeq, a predicted model, not a curated record